Molecule: messenger RNA, 727 nt
Organism: Symbiodinium pilosum
Lineage: Eukaryota; Dinophyceae; Suessiales; Symbiodiniaceae
Source: the annotation of a GenBank genome assembly
AUGUCGUCCAUGCCGAGGAGCGUGGCCCUGGUGGGCGUGGGUGCGGCCCUCAUGGCCUGCACGGCCUUCGUAGCCCCCAGCGCCGGGCAGAACCGACUGCGCGCACGAGUCCAGCCGCAGGCGGACUUCGGCGCGUCUGCGCCAUCAGCGGGUGCCUCGGGGCUUUGGACGGCCUGCUCCAUGGGCGGUGUGUUGUUGGCCGUCGGUGCGGCCGUGACGCGCAGGGCGGAGAGCAAGGAGAUCGAGCAGGCCAAGUUCGAGAUGCCCACUGGUGGCUACGCCAUCAUGAACAAGGGCGAGAACCUGUGCUACUUCAGGAAGAAGGAGCAGUGCAUCGCUCUGGGCAAGCAGCUGCGCAAGAUGAAGAUCGAGAACUACAAGAUCUACCGCCUCAAGAAGGAUGGCACCGUGAUCUUCAUGCACCCUGCGGACGGCGUCUUCCCCGAGAAGGUGAACAAGGGACGCAGGCAGGUCAACGGCCGUCCUUUCACCAUCUGCAGCAACCCGCAGCAGUCUGAGCUGAAGUUCACCAAGUACAAGGAGAAGGCCCGUGUGAUGGCCUUCGCGGACAUUCCCAACUUGUUCGCGCUGCCCCAGCCCAACAUGGACGAGCUCGUGCCUGUCGAGGAGGCGGAGAAGUACUCUCGCCAGGAGUACACCACCAAGAUGAUGGAGGCGCUGAAGCGAGUCCAGGAGGACCGUGCUGCGAAGGAAGCCAAGAGUCUCU